Messenger RNA from Pocillopora meandrina, 2102 nucleotides. NCBI's taxonomy places the organism in Eukaryota, Metazoa, Cnidaria, Anthozoa, Scleractinia, Pocilloporidae. The record is from the annotation of a GenBank genome assembly.
AUGUCCUCUCAAGUAUCACCUAGAAACAUGGCGUCUGAGUCACUCCAUUCUCGCCAAAACAAAGCAGAUACGUUCGUCGUUUCAAUCCCUGACGACGCAAAUGGCAACCAGCUGUUUUUAAAGAGAUUGAACGAAAUAUACAGCCCUGCGCUAAAGUUGUUGAAGCUUUUCGGGGCGUACUAUGGACAAACUAAUUUAAAACAUUUGGAAUGCACGCCAACCAGUCCGCGUGGAAAACAAAUAUUUUCGAAGAUAUAUUGUGGUCUGAUGAUUUCCCUUUUAUGCUUAGACUGCGUUAUGGCUGUCUCUGGGAUUUUUACUUCAGGGGCAGAAUUUGUCUUUUUGAUGUUUACUCUUAUAAAACUUAUGAUAGUUAUCUGUGGAAUAACCUCAUUAGCUUUCCUUCCUUUAACUACUACCAGAAGAAGUCGAUUCGAACAAUAUCUUCGUAGCUUAAUCACAAACAGCAAAGGUAUCAAUUUUAAUUUUGUGAGGAAAAAGUCGAGAAAAGGCUUCAUAGUUAUCUGUUUACUUUAUGUACCAAUUGUUACGUUUGCCGUUAUCGGUGAUCAAAAGUUGGACCUUGGCCUUACUUGUUGUAAGCCUUGGAGUGAGUGGUUUGGCUUUCGAGUGAUUGCGCAGUUGUCUACAAUUAUUGGCAGUGCAGUGUGGUUGCUUUCGAUGUAUUUCUUCUAUCUAACCUGUAGAAUCCUAGUAGAAUGUUUCGAUGGGCUUUAUAAGAGAAUGUCAUCAUUACCUCCGCUCUCAGCGGACUUUCCAUCUUUAAAAAUGGAACAUCACAAGUUAUGCGAAGUAGUCGAACUUGCCGACAAGAUGCUCGCCCCACUCCUUCUCGGGGUUGUGGCGUUGUACAUCCCAAUGCUGUGCAUCAGUUUUUACAACUCUGUCAUUUUCCGAGAGGAUUUGAAGUUGAUGGCUCUUGCUGCUGAUAUUUCCUGGUGCUUUAUUGCAGCAGGCGUCUUAGCAAUUGUCCUGUUCUUUGGAUCUAAAGUCAGCGAAAAGGUGUGCCGGGAAAAUUUCAUAUCAGUUCAUUGAUCGAUCUGCCUUUUAAACGUUUUUGAUUUACCAGUUUGCAUUUUUGUUGUUGUACCGUCGGUUGGUGUAGUAUAUUUAUUAUGUUCCUAUUUAUAUACACUUAGUAUUCCUCAGAUUCUUUUUUUUAGAUUCACAGUUUUCAAAAGAUUUUGCAAACGCUUCCCGUCUCGACAGCAGAAGAAGCAAAGGUAACUCUCAUUUUCUCUAUCUAUGUAUUUAUUACCUUAUUCCAACCCCAUUUCCUGUUUCGCAAAAUGCUUCACGCAAAUCAAAGGCAACCAAUUUUAUCGAAAGCCUUUCCCACGCUUUUAGUAAUUCCUAAAGCCUUCUUCCUUUCUGACCAUUUCCAGGUAUUGCUAUUUUUACUCGACCUUCAAGGAGAACCGAAAGGUUUAUCAAUUGGAGGAUUGCUGGUCAUAUCCAAGUCCACAUCCUUGGCGGUAAGACCUGUGAUCUUCAUCUUGUUUAGUUUCUUCUCGCUUAUGGUUGAAUUGAGUUUGAACUUAAUGAAACCCCUACAAAUUUUGCGAAAUUUCACUGUCUGAUAAUGUUCUAUUUCAGAUUGCUGGAAUGAUAGUCUCCUACUUCACAGUUCUUCUUUCUUUGCCGCGUUGAUGUUUGAAAGAUAUAACAUCGUUUAGUUAUGUCAAUGAGAUGGUUCUCAGAUUUCAAUCGAGGGCUAGUCUCUAUCACUGAAAUUGUUGGUUUUCUCGAGGUAAAAAUUGAUGUCAAGGAGAAGCCUUGUAACAUUUUAUCCUUUUUGGUAGCAAUGCAGCCUUCAGUAGACUUGCCUUUUUAAAGGUUGUUGUAAAGUUAUGACUUGUGCUCUGGAGCAUGCUUUUCAUUUAUACGAAAAAAUUGUGGUAUAGAAAUGAGAUAUGCAAAAAUUUAAUAAUUAGUCUUAUUUAGUGACUGAUAUAAAUCCUUAUAAUUAUGCCCAGAUAGCCCUUGAUAGGUUUAUUGUAAGCUAUGAUAAUAGUUUUGUAGGUUGUACUGACAAAGGAUUGUAAAAAUUUGUAAUAUUAUGGCGCCAUAAUAAGAACCGG